Molecule: messenger RNA, 1571 nt
Organism: Brassica napus (rape)
Lineage: Eukaryota; Viridiplantae; Streptophyta; Magnoliopsida; Brassicales; Brassicaceae
Product: LOB domain-containing protein 14
Exons: 2
Coding region: 1009-1551 (180 amino acids)
Biological process (GO): positive regulation of DNA-templated transcription; hormone-mediated signaling pathway
Cellular component (GO): nucleus
Source: RefSeq, a predicted model, not a curated record
UGAUUUAUUUAUGUUUUGUUUCUUGUGCUGAUCUCCACAAUCCUUUUCUGAUUAUUAUAUUUAAUCUUUCACUAAACCAACAUUAAGUGAUAAACCCACUAUCAGUUGUUCAUUAUUUUUGAAUCAUUUACCUUUUGUACUUAAUCAAUUAUUUCGGAAUAAUUUUCUUGAUAAUCAUGAUUCAUGAUUGUUAUGUGGGCUGGAUCGUCAUGGGUCUAUUUUUCUAGCCUGUAAAGUUUAAUCAAAACUGAGAGCAUAGCAAAUGUCUAAAAUAUCGUUAGAAUAAUUUCAUUAGACCAAUACUAUCAACCUUUGUUUUUAUGCAGGUUAGAAAACCCUAUAUAUGUGUUGGUAUGUCAAUUUUUUAUAUAUGAAAAUAACUAUAUUAAGUUAUGCAUAAUAUUCACUUCCAUGUUCAUUAACUUGAAUCAUUCCCUUUAAAUUGACAGAGAAAAUACACUAAACAAAAAUCAAAAGUAACCUCUAAAUCAAUAAUUAAGUACAUGAUGAAUAAAGAAACAAUAAUUUACAACAUAAGUAUAGUAAUCAAAACAAAAAGCAAAAUGGGUUUCGUUCAUGUUUACUCAUUGUUUUGUCCUAUACGUCAACGAAAUCUCUCAGUCAAUCGGAUCUCAAUAUUAAUAUGGUUCUCUCAAGUAUUUUCUAAAAUUCUCAUCCUCAAAAGAUUAAACACAAUAACAUUUUAUAUCGAGUUAUACUGAAAAAGAUAUAUUCUACAAUGUAUAUAAACUUGAGGGAGAAAAAAUAAAGCUGCACUUUUGUACGCCAUUAGAGAGACACAUGUAAACUAACAAAUUGAGUUACUAUAUACAUUUGCGCACACAAAAAGAAAAGUUUAUAUAAAAUAACAAAUCCCACCUUGUUCUUUUUUUCUUUUACCCUCUGCAUAAACCCUUUCAUGCACUAUAUAUAAUCGUCAUUAGUAGUAUUAAUCUUCCUCCAAGAUAAUAUUUUGGUUAACUAUAGAUUAGUAACUACAUUUUGAGAAUGGGAGGUUUAGGUUCACCAUGUGGAGGAUGCAAGUUCUUGCGUAGGAAAUGUGUAGAAGGUUGUGUAUUUGCACCAUACUUUUGCUACGAAGAAGGGUCCGCUAAUUUUGGAGCCAUUCACAAAGUCUUUGGUGCCAGCAACUUCUCUAAGCUCAUUUCUAAUCUCCCUGUUCAUGACCGUUGUGAAGCCGUACGAACCAUCUCUUACGAGGCUCAGUCUCGUCUCCAUGAUCCUAUUUACGGCUGCGUCUCCCAAAUCUUCUCCCUCCAGCAACAGGUUGUUAGUCUACAAGCACAAGUGGUACUCCUUAGAGAACAAGCUUCUAGAAAGUUCCCUCAAGAGGAUUGCAUGGAACAAGGGAAGGUUCUAGCCCAAGAUAUGCCCCAGGAUCUUCACAGUUGGUUUAACCAUGUAGUCUCAGACUCCAACCUUAACCAAAUGAGUGAUGUUGCGUCAACGUCCAUGGACUGCAAUGAGUCAUUUUGCAGCUCAAAUGAAUCUCUUUACUACCCGGAAUCCAUGUUUCCAUGGUCUGUUUGAGUACAAGUGACUAGCUUGCG